Prosopis cineraria is the source of this 1108-nucleotide messenger RNA. Its product is annotated as transcription factor MYB14-like. Bases 246 to 1022 code for a protein of 258 amino acids. The record is from RefSeq and is a predicted model, not a curated record. NCBI's taxonomy places the organism in Eukaryota, Viridiplantae, Streptophyta, Magnoliopsida, Fabales, Fabaceae. The transcript has 3 exons.
CAUCCAGUGGGACCCUUCUUUACUUCAUUGACCGUGAAACACGUUGGCCGGGAAAACGCAGUUUCUCUAUAUAUGUGUACAUAUAAGUUGGUGCGUGUUUAAUUAAUUUCCUAGCAUUGGGAGGAGACGGAACCCGAACAGUAAUUAAACAGAGACAGGGUGCCUCGAUUCUGUUCUCGUGCGUGGGGAUUCCACAGUGACAGUCUGAGAAUUAGGGGAUCGACGGGUCAAAGAAUCAAAGGAAGAUGGUGAGAACUCCAAGCUGUGACAAAAGUGGACUGAAGAAAGGAACCUGGACGCCAGAGGAAGACAGGAAGCUAAUGGCUUAUGUUACUAGGUACGGCUGCUGGAAUUGGCGCCAACUUCCCAAGUAUGCAGGCUUAGCAAGGUGCGGAAAGAGCUGCAGACUGCGAUGGCUAAAUUACCUGAGGCCCAACAUCAAGAGAGGCGAUUUCACUCCAGAAGAAGAACAACUAAUCAUCCAACUGCACCACAAGCUCGGAAACAGAUGGUCGGCCAUUGCAGCCAAGCUUCCAGGAAGGACAGACAACGACAUAAAGAACUACUGGCACACGAGCCUCAAGAAACGGGUGAAAAAUAAGUCCGGAACACAGGAAAGGUUGUCGCAGCAGAAAGAAUCCCAAGUGGAAGAGGAGGAGUCAGGGGAAAUGGCAGUUAACGGUGGCGGUGCUGUUGAAAAUCAGAUGAUGUCGGGGGAUUCAGGUCCGGUGUGCCCCCAGUCACCAUCGAGCAUAACUGCAGAGGCCCCAGCAGCAGGCAGCAAUGAAUCAAGUUUGAUGGUGGAAGAUGAGUUUGCUUUUCUGAAUGCAAUCACAGAUGCAAAUUUCUGGACAGACCCGUAUUAUGUGGCUGACAUUUUCUGUGACCCUACAGAUAUAGGAUCAUCCCCACCCCUGCUAACUCAACCCGAUUACUCCUUUGCUACAGAUCCAUUGUGCGAUCCACUGCUUCGGACUCACCAUGAUGCUUACCACGGCCAAUAUCCUGGCUUUUUCUCGUGAACAUAUGGACUUUUUUAUCUCUUGUGAAAUUUGAUUUGAUGGCACUCCAUCUACCUUUUUAUUGGUUAUUGAUAGCACUCUAUCCU